Sorex fumeus (smoky shrew) is the source of this 1913-nucleotide messenger RNA. It is a transcript of the gene FBXO9, whose product is annotated as F-box protein 9. Gene Ontology annotation, biological process: SCF-dependent proteasomal ubiquitin-dependent protein catabolic process. The record is from RefSeq and is a predicted model, not a curated record. Gene Ontology annotation, cellular component: SCF ubiquitin ligase complex. Gene Ontology annotation, molecular function: protein binding. Lineage: Eukaryota; Metazoa; Chordata; Mammalia; Eulipotyphla; Soricidae. The transcript is spliced from 13 exons. Bases 16 to 1341 code for a protein of 441 amino acids.
GGCCGCCCCCCCAGCAUGGCAGAAGCUGAGGAAGAUUGUCAGUCGGAUGCUGUCAGGGCAGGAAAUGAUGAGGAAAAUGAAAGCUCUGCUGAAACAGAUCUGCAGGCCCAGCUCCAGAUCUUCCGAGCUCAGUGGAUGUUUGAACUUGCCCCAGGUGUGGGCACGAGCGUAGACACUCGACCAGGCAGAGCGGCGAGAGGUUCUUCACUGAAAGCAGCAGACGGCAAAGGAAAACAAGAACUGGCAAAAGAAGAAAAGGCUCGUGAACUCUUCCUAAAAGCAGUAGAAGAGGAACGAAAUGGAGCUCUCUAUGAAGCCAUCAAGUUUUAUCGUAGGGCCAUGCAGCUUGUACCUGAUAUAGAGUUCAAGAUUACUUAUACCCGGUCUCCAGAUGGUGAUGGCGUUGGAAACAGCUACCUUGAAGAUGAUGACGAUGAUGACGAUGAGGACGGUGAUGGCAAGAUGGCAGAUCUCUUGUCCUACUUCCAGCAGCAGCUCUCGUUUCAGGAGUCUGUGCUCAAGUUGUGCCAGCCUGAGCUCGAGAGCAGUCAGACUCACAUCUCAGUCCUACCCAUGGAGGUGCUGAUGUACAUCUUCCGGUGGGUGGUGUCCAGUGACUUGGACCUCAGAUCCUUGGAGCAGCUGUCACUGGUGUGCAGAGGAUUCUACAUCUGUGCCAGAGACCCUGAAAUAUGGCGCUUGGCCUGCUUGAGAGUCUGGGGCAGAAGCUGUAUUAAACUUGUGCCCUACACGUCUUGGAGAGAGAUGUUUUUAGAGAGACCCCGUGUACGGUUUGAUGGCGUGUAUAUCAGUAAGACCACAUAUAUUCGUCAGGGGGAACAGUCUCUCGAUGGUUUCUAUAGAGCGUGGCACCAAGUGGAAUAUUACAGGUAUAUGAGGUUCUUUCCCGAUGGCUCUGUGAUGAUGCUGACCACGCCUGAGGAACCGCAGUCCAUCGUUCCGCGUUUAAGAACUAGGAAUACCAGAACAGAUGCAAUCCUACUGGGCCAUUAUCGCUUGUCACAAGACACAGACAAUCAGACCAAAGUAUUUGCUGUGAUAACCAAGAAAAAAGAAGAGAAACCACUUGACUAUAAAUACAGAUAUUUUCGUCGUGUCCCUGUCCAAGAAGCAGAUCAGAGUUUCCACGUGGGGCUGCAGCUCUGUUCCAGUCGCCACCAGAGAUUCAACAAACUUGUGUGGAUACACCACUCUUGUCACAUUACCUACAAAUCGACUGGGGAGACGGCAGUCUCUGCCUUCGACAUCGACAAGAUGUACACGCCCUUGUUCUUCGCCAGGGUCAGGAGCUACACCGCUUUCUCCGACAGGCCACUGUAGAGCCUACGCCCAGUCCUCUGUCACUGUUGCAUGAAUCAAAAUAUAGAGAGCAAAAGAGUAUCUAAGUUAUACAUGUACAUACAUAUAUAUACCAUAUAUAUAUAUAGAUAGAUAUAUAUAUAUAUAUGGAACUGGAACUUAUUUUGCAUUGUUGGAGUUCUUUUAAGGAGAAUAUAAAUUGAUUAUUAUUUUUUUUUUUUUAUUUAAAGGGGAAAUAGCGGACUCUGGGGAUGUUUUUGUUUUGAAGUUGAAAAGUUGAGAUUACACAUGAUUUAAUCACAUUUAUGUUGCGGGAGGGGGGGAAAAACAAACCUGAAUAUAAUGAGGUUUAAAUCAUACCCCUUCUCAAGCAGGCUUCUGAGCAGAUUUCUGUCCCAUCAGCCAGCCGUCCUCGACCUGACCAUUCCCGGUAUUUAUGUACGUCAGGAAGAGCGCCACCAGAGAAAUAAUUUAUUUCACGCAUGAUGUAACGUCCUUGCACUGAAGGCUCAAAAUGUGAAAAAUCUGUUCUGGAUUUUGUUUGAAUCUGUUUUGACGAAUAAAGAUCAUAUAUAAGUGUUUCUUUGAAGAAA